Messenger RNA from Coturnix japonica (Japanese quail), 3921 nucleotides. RefSeq names its product protein tyrosine phosphatase non-receptor type 5 (gene PTPN5). NCBI's taxonomy places the organism in Eukaryota, Metazoa, Chordata, Aves, Galliformes, Phasianidae. Gene Ontology annotation, cellular component: cell junction; plasma membrane; cytosol. Gene Ontology annotation, molecular function: protein kinase binding; protein tyrosine phosphatase activity. The record is from RefSeq and is a predicted model, not a curated record. Gene Ontology annotation, biological process: signal transduction; protein dephosphorylation.
GAGGCGCGAGGCAAGUUGUAACGGCUUCGGCGCCCAUAGAGGCUCCGGGCGGGCGCGGAUGCGGUGCGGGUGCGGUGCGGUGCGCUGAGAGCUCCGCGAGGCGGGGUGGACCAGCGACCCCGCCCCGCUGCAGCGAGAGGCUCCGUCUUUGUGCAUCCUCCGCACCUGAGGUGCGAGGCCGGGAGGGGCGGCGGAGCCGGGGAGGGGAGAUCGUGUUUCAUUAAAUGUGCUGACGAGAACCCAGAAUUCUGAAGACAGCAGUUUUGUGCAAGAUAAGGAUGUUCCUUAAGGAAGCUGAUGGAGGAUAGAGCUCUGACAGCGCAAGAUGACACCAUAAUAUAGUCUUAAAUUGUCUUUCCAAUCCAGCUGUGAUGGAGUCAAUGGAUGAAGCUGAAGGGCAACAAGAACAGCUCAACAGGAAGGAGCAGUCCCUUAUAACCUCCCAGAAAACUGCGCUGCUCGCUUGGGGUGCUUGGUGGAAUGGAUUAAUGACUGGAGACAGCAUGUAUCUGUUUGUCCUCUCUCAGAUACUGCUUCUCUGCAUGAUGCUGUGGUACAGCACUUAUGGGACCAUCUCAGCAACUCAGAAUGCCUUUGACAUGCUGUCUUACUUGCUUACCCCAUUUGAACUAUUCUUGUCAGAUCAAGGGGUGGAUCUGACUAGAAUCGGAAAUGUUGUGGUAUCAUAUAUCCUGCUAUCCUUAGCUUCUCUAGGACUGCUACUUGUUGGAUCUCUGUUUUGGCAUCUGCUCAGAGCUCGUCCAGACCCCCCCUUUCCGCAACAGGAGGACAGACGUCAGUCUGUGAGCCGGCAGCCUUCAUUCACGUACUCAGAGUGGACAGAAGAUAAAAAUGAGGAUGACUUCCUAGAUUUGGAUCCCGUACCAGAGACCCCAGUCUUUGACUGUGUAAUGGAUAUUAAAGUGGAGACAGAUCCAGCUACACUAACGGUUAAAUCCGUGGGCUUGCAAGAAAGGAGGGGUUCCAAUGUUUCACUCACGCUAGAUAUGUGUACCCCAGGCUGUUCUGAGCAAGGUUUUGGCUAUAUCAUGUCACCACGGGAACAGUCAGCACAAGAAUAUCUCCAAUCAGCAUCAAAUAUUCUUACUGAAGAGGAACUGCACAAGAAGGCUCUGGAUCCAUUCAUACUCCAGGCAGAAUUCUUUGAAAUUCCAAUGAACUUUGUUGAUCCAAAGGAAUAUGAUAUUCCAGGCCUGGUGCGGAAGAAUCGCUACAAAACAAUUCUUCCAAAUCCUCACAGCAGAGUGUGCCUUACCUCGGCUGAUCAGGACGACCCCCUUAGCUCUUACAUCAAUGCUAACUACAUCAGGGGCUAUGGAGGCGAGGAAAAGGUCUAUAUUGCUACUCAGGGACCAAUAGUUAACACUGUCAGUGAUUUCUGGAGAAUGGUGUGGCAGGAGCGUUCUCCCAUCAUUGUCAUGAUUACCAAUAUAGAAGAGAUGAAUGAGAAAUGCACAGAAUAUUGGCCAGAGGAACAGAUCAUGUAUGAAGGAAUAGAAAUUGUAGUCAACCAAGUCAUACAAGCAGAUGAUUAUCGUUUGAGGCUCAUCACCUUAAAGAAAGGAGAAGAAGUCAGAAACCUGAAACAUUACUGGUACACAUCUUGGCCAGACCAGAAGACACCAGAUCAGGCUCCUCCUCUGUUACAACUAGUAUUGGAAGUGGAAGAGGCAAUGCAGAGUGCAGAAGAGAAGAACGCUCCAGUGAUUGUUCACUGCAGUGCAGGCAUCGGGAGGACGGGCUGCUUUAUUGCAACUAGUGUCUGUUGUAAACAGUUGAAGAAUGAGGGCAUAGUUGACAUAUUGCGAACAACUUGCCAGUUACGGUUAGACAGGGGAGGAAUGAUCCAGACUUGUGAACAGUAUCAAUUUGUCCAUCAUGUCAUGAGCUUGUAUGGAAAACAGCUUUCUAGAGCAGCAGAAGAAUAAGCGUUCAUGAUAUUCCUAAAGGCUAAAACCAAGAGAACUUUUGACUGCAUUCAGAUAUAUUUCAGAUCUAAUAAGAGACACAUGGUAAUCUGGCUGUCUUAGCUGGAGAAAAAGAUAUAUUUUACUUUGAUAUUGCUUUUAUGCUCUUGUUUGCAUUGACAUUUAAGAGCUGAAGUACACCUUGUCUUAAACAUAUGUGACAGGACAUAAUCUUCACCAAAAAAGGCUUAUUUAUUUUGUAAAUAAGAACAGUAGCUUCAUUUGUUACAAAAUCAAAACAAAAAAAGAAAAAGAAAAAAAAAAAAAAGCACUGUCUUCAGUUUGCUGUUUUUAAAACAUAAUUGCUAUUAUAUCCAAAUACAGUGUGAAACUUUUUGAAUUGUCAUGCUGAAAUAUUUGCCGUAUGUUGACUAAGCUUGAAAGUAACUUUUUGCCUCUCUCUGAUUGUUUUUACAUAUGAAAUUACCGAAUACUGUGUGUAUCAUAAACCUUCUGAGCCUCUGCAUUGAAAGAUUCAAGUAGAUUCGUGUUGAAAUGAGGACUCACAUGUCAUGUUUGCUUGGUUUUAUUUUUUUAAAGCAGUCCAUCACUGGUAUUAUCAGAACUAUGGGGAAAAAGGUAUUUUGCUGAUGUGAGACAAAUUCUUGCCUCUAGUUCUUACCAGCAAUGCUGCCCUGCUGUCAUAACAACUUGGAUGAAUUUGCAAGGGGAAAAGUUAAAAUGAAUAUUAAUUCUUCAUUUUUCUUUUGUUAGUGUGUCGGCAUCUGACUCUGUUAUCAGACUUGAUUUUUGAAAGUAUUUUGCCUGUUUAUGCAGUCAAACGACAAUCCCAAUGGUUUCCCCAGAAAUUUGAUGUGAGGAAUUUCUUUUUACUUGAAUACAUCUUUAUUUAAAAUGCGAGAAUAAAAUCACCUAUAUUUUGAAUUUAAACCUGUUCUGAAGCUUUGAAGGAGACCAAAUGGCCAGUGUUUGUUAAAAUUAAUAUGACUAGAAAUGGAAAUCCAAAUGCUGCUUAGUGAUAAAUUUCCCCUCAGACUAAGUUUUGAUAAAUGUAUCCCUUUAUAAUCACUAGCCCAAGCAGUAGUAUUUCCUUUUAAAUAAUACAGACUACUUCCCAUGCUUUUGUUUUUAGACCUUAGUCUGACAAUGAAGGCUUCAGUUGGUGUGUUCAAUGCUUAGAGGUAAGCACAUGUUUAAGUUCUUUGGGCAGUGAAAAAUGGAGAUACACAGGACCCUUUACAUCAAAGUUGAGUGUUUUGUGAACACAAGCUGUAAUCAUUUACUAGAAAUAUUUUUGCUUCUCUUUUUGUAACAAUAACCAAAAUUCACUGCUUUUGUUAGUGCAGAAGAUUCUGUGGAUUUACUUGGCUUCUUCAUCAGGAGAAGGUAAAGCAGCUCUCAGAACAUUAAGGGCUGAUCCUGCUCUUACUGAAGUUUUGUUACUGACAUCAGCAGAUGCAGGGUAGGGCCUGAAAUGUUAUGCCUACAACUUCAUCACUGUGGGGGAGUUUCCCAAUAUUUUAGUACACAUCCUUUGUGUUUGCUCUGUAUCCAUGAGCCUGUAAAAAUCCUAUCAGCAGGGUUUGCAUGACUAUGUGGCAAAAUGUGUUAUCUUGAACCACUUGAUUUUAUUGCUGUAUUUAAAAUAUUUCCUUCAGUGAGAAGCUAGCAAGAAGAACUGGCAAUCUUUUUAAAAAUACUGGCAGUAGUCAUUAAAUAGAGCAAUAAACUUAAGCUUUUGAGCAUAACAUGACUGUUAGUUUUAUGUAAACCUUGCUAGCUAUAUUCUCCCCUUUGCUACUGAUUCUUUCAAAGGAGCAGCACUAUUUUAUCUACGUACUCCUUAGAAAUAACUAAAGUAACACUGAUGUUUUGAAUAGUGUUAUAAGUGGAACUCCUGAUAAUGUUUUCAGCUGUUCAGUGCCCUACAGUGUCAAAAUUAACUCAGUUAAUAAAGUAACUUGUUCUGUCA